UAUUUUUUAUUAAGUAUAAUUGCUCUAUUAGCAAAAUGUCAGAUGAUGAGACAGAUGAAGGCUACAAUAAAUUUAUCAAAGAAUAUGGAUCGAGGUAUGAAUGGGAUAAUGAAGGAAAUCCUGAAUUUAUACCAGAUCUGCCUGGUGUAAGAAAUCCAACAUCAAUACUCCAUACAUUUACACAAUCUGAUGCUUUUUAUCUUCCACAAAUUUUGAGCCUAAUAGAAUUGCCAUAUAGUGCUGAGGAACUUCGAGAGGAAAUAUGGCCGGAUGGUAUUGAUAAAAAUGAGAUUAAGGUAGAUGAUGCAGAUGAAGUAGAUAAGUUCCAGUAUGGGUUAUUGCUUCAAGGUGAAGACUCAAUAGUGGAUUAUUACUCGAAGAUAAAGAGAUGUAAUGAUGUUAUCAAGCUCUGUAAAAAUCAUCUUAGAGAAAUAUUCCAUAAAGGAUUGUCAUCAGAAAGUCAAAGGUAUAUUGAAAGAUUUGGAUGUUAUUAUAGUCACGAUCUUGAUCCUGAUAAAAUGGUAGAAAUGCUUAUUCGAGCUGAAAAGGAAAAUGUGCAUGAUUUUAUUACUGUAUUUAGUCAGGCUAGCAAUGUUCAGAUUUUGACCCAAUCUGGGUUCUCUAAUAAUAAUUUUAUUUCUGCUUUUCUUAAUCUGGAAUUAACAAGACCCUCUAUGGCGGGGUGGUACACUACCAAUCUAACUAGUCCGGAGCUGUGAUCUUCAGCUCGCAAGAAUUUGCUGAGCCAUCUCUAUUUUUCCCUGAACAAACAUGAGAAAAAUGGCCUGCUUCACAGGCGCUUCGCUUG
This is a messenger RNA of Rhizophagus irregularis DAOM 181602=DAOM 197198, 808 nucleotides long. The record is from RefSeq and is a predicted model, not a curated record. Lineage: Eukaryota; Fungi; Glomeromycota; Glomeromycetes; Glomerales; Glomeraceae.